UUGACAGUUGACAUUGACAUUUAGCAUGGUAUUGCUUUUAACUUAACCUCUGUAAAACAAUUUUAGCACAUUAAACAUAAUUCAUUCGAAAUUGUGUGAAUUAAAAUUAUAAAAUGACCCUUGACUUUAGGGAUUUUGACAAAGAUUCUUCUGAUGACAGCAGCAGUGACUUAGGAGAGGAUUCAGAUAUAAAUGAUGAUAUGUCCUUAAGUGAAAGUGGAGGAGAGGAUGAAGAAGAUGCAGGGAACAAUAUUAAUCAGGAAGAGAACCUUGAUAAUUGUGAUGAUGAAGAUGAAGUUGUAAAAGCUAUUAAAGCAGAAAAAACAAAACCACGAGAUCAUCCGCCAAGUAUUAAAUGUGAAGAUUUCAUAGUAGAUAUUUCAUUUCAUCCUAAUAAAAAUAUUAUAGGCUUGGCAAAUAUAGUUGGAGAUGUCUUACUUUAUGAGUAUAAUAAUGAUGAAACAAAACUUAUCAACACACUAGAACUACACACAAAAGCUUGCAGGGAUAUUGAAUUUGAUGAUGAAGGAUUAAUUAUGUUUACUACAGCAAAAGAUAAAGCAAUAAUGGCAACAGAUGUAGAAACUGGAAAAUUAAAGCAAUGUUUUGAAAAUGCUCAUGAAGAACCAAUUUAUAAAUUAAUAUCUUUGGAUAGUAAUAAAAUAGUUACAGGUGAUGAUUGUGGCACAGUUAAGCUUUGGGAUAUGAGGAAACAAAAUCCUAUAUUUAGCCUAAAAAUUGGAGAAGAUUAUAUUUCAGAUAUGAUAACUAAUGAAGCUCAAAAGUACUUAGUUUGCGCUGGUGGUGAUGGUAUGCUCACUUCUAUUGAUUUGAAAGGAAGUAAAAUAUACACAUCAUCGGAGCAGUAUGAAUCAGAGUUAACUUGCAUGGGACUAUUCCGUUCAGAGUCAAAGUUACUAGUGGGAUCAUCAGUGGGUAAAUUUUACUUGUUUAACUGGAAAGAAUUUGGAUUACAUAGUGAUGAAUAUGUUGGACAGAAACAUUCCAUACAAUGUAUGAUACCCAUAACACAAAAUAUAGUUGUGUCGUCUGGAGAGGAUGGGAUUCUAAGAGCAGCACACAUGUUUCCACAACGGCAAUUAGGAAUUGUAGGACAACAUAGUUUACCAGUAGAAGCUCUUGAUAUUAGUCAUGAUGGCCAAUAUAUUGCAUCUUGCUCACACGAUAAUGAUGUCAAAUUUUGGAAUAUUGCUUACUUUGAAUCAAUUGAUACUAUGAUUGAUGUGAACCACAAACAAAAUAAAAAGAAGGAUAUGAUCAAUAAUUUGCCAUCAAGUAAUAUAAAAAAUGCUUCAGAUUUUUUUUCUGGUUUAGCGUAAUGUAUAUUUAAUCUGUUGAU
Vanessa tameamea is the source of this 1360-nucleotide messenger RNA. Its product is annotated as WD repeat-containing protein 55 homolog. The record is from RefSeq and is a predicted model, not a curated record. Bases 114 to 1340 code for a protein of 408 amino acids. Gene Ontology annotation, molecular function: protein binding. The transcript is spliced from 5 exons. NCBI's taxonomy places the organism in Eukaryota, Metazoa, Arthropoda, Insecta, Lepidoptera, Nymphalidae.